AACACUGUGGAAUGAUGUGGAGAUUGCCAUGUUGAAAAAAUAACGAUAGGAAAAUCUUGCGCUCUUGCACCAACACAACGUAAACAUCAGUUAAUCUGUUCGGCCGGACACCAUUCCCUGGCGACGGAGACUCGUUUACCCGGGUAUGUCGGAUCCAGGGGGCCAGGCGAAACGGCCGUGGAAGAAGCACAUUGCGGACCAGCUGAAGCAGAGGGACCGGGUGCAGAGGCAGGCCUUCGAGGAGAUCAUCCACCAAUAUAAUCGGCUCCUCGAGAAAUCUGACCUACAGGCUGUCUGGUCAGAGAGACUCCAGACUGACAAGUUUGACCAUCAGAACAGACAUGACCUCAGCCCUGCGGCAGAAGCGGGUCGUGGGGACGCACUGCUGCAGGAGAUGGCUCAGAUCCGCAUCCGGCACCAGGAGGAGCUGACCGAGCUGCACAAGAAGAGAGGAGAGCUGGCCCAGAAUGUGAUAGAACUCAAUAACCUGAUCCAGCUGAAGGACAAGGAGAUUCAGACCAAUGAGGCUCAGAUACUGCAGUACCAGCGGCGCAUCUCUGAGCUGGAGGCGGAGUGCCGGGGCCUGGGCGGCAGCCUGCAGGACCUGGAGCGGGCCAAUCAGACGCUGCGGGACGAGUACGACGCCCUGCAGAUCACCUUCGGCGCGCUGGAGGAGAAGCUGCGCCGCGCCACCGAGGACAACCAGGAGCUGGUCUCCCGCUGGAUGGCCGAGAAGGCCCAGGAGGCCAACCUCCUCAACGCAGAGAACGAGAAGGACAUCAGGUUGAGAGAGGGAGUGACAGUGUGUGUAUUUGUGUCUGUGUGUUUUUAUGAGCAGUACAGUGUGCGUAUGUUUGAGAGAGAGGGGGGCUUGUUGCACAGGACUGAUGUAUACUUCAGUGACGGUUGUGUCCCCUACAGGGAUGACGACAUUGAGGUCCUGCAGGUGCUGCAGGAGGACACGGCAGAGGCGACAGGUGACACCUCACCUGGGCGGGCGAUUAGCCGCACCCCCAGUCGCCGUGUCUCCAGAUCGCCCCCUGGUGGAAUCCUGGACUCCCUCUCGCACAUCUUUGGAAGGCGGCGCUCUGUCAGUCUCUCUCUGGAUGCUGCUGAGACAGAGAGGUCCUCAGCGGUGUGUACUGAGGUGUGCCUCCCCACCACUGCCCUGCACACCUUCGAUGCUCAUGACGGAGAGGUGAAUGCCGUGUGCUUCAGCCCUGGGUCUCGUGUCCUAGCAACAGGGGGGAUGGACCGCAGGGUCAAACUGUGGGAGGUGGUGUCAGGACACUGUCAGAUUAAAGGUUCUUUGCUGGGCAGUAAUGCUGGGAUCACUAGCAUCGAGUUUGACAGUGCAGGCUCCUAUUUGCUGGCUGCCUCCAAUGACUUUGCCAGCAGGAUGUGGACUGUAGAUGACUACAGACUCAGACACACCCUCACGGGACACAGCGGGAAGGUGCUGGCCGCUCGCUUCCUCCUGGACAACGCCCGAAUCGUGUCCGGGAGCUACGACCGCACCCUCAAACUCUGGGACCUGCGGAGUAAAGUCUGUAUGAAGACAGUAUUUGCUGGCUCCAGCUGUAAUGACAUCGUUUGUACGGAGCAGUGCGUAAUGAGUGGUCACUUUGAUAAGAAAGUGCGCUUUUGGGACAUCAGGGCGGAGAGCAUUGUGCGAGAGCUGGAGCUGCUGGGCCGGGUCACCUCUCUGGACCUGAGCCACGACCGGACGCAGCUGCUCACCUGUUCCCGUGACGACCUGCUGAAGAUCAUCGACCUGCGCAGCAACGCCGUCAGGCAGACCUUCAGUGCUCAGGGGUUCAAGUGUGGAGCAGACUGGACAAGGGUAACAUUCAGUCCUGAUGGCUCGUAUGUAGCCGCUGGCUCAGCAGAUGGGACCCUGUUUGUGUGGAAUGUGCUGACGGGGAAGUUGGACCGAACUCUGGACAAGCAGCACAGUUCGGCCAUCAACGCUGUGGCCUGGUCACCGUCGGGAGCCCAUGUGGUCAGCGUGGACAAGGGAAGCAAGGCUGUGCUGUGGUCUGACAUCUGAUUGGCCGACGGACCGACCCGUCCCGCCCACCUGUGGGGUGCCAACUCCUGAUUGGUCAGCUGAGAAAUGGUGGAACGAUUGUGUCCAUAUUUGUCACAGUCACAGCCCCCCUAAAUCUAAAGUCAAAAAUAGGAGGGACCCCAACCCCCCCGUGCGACCACAGUAAGGAGCAGGAAUGGGGGCCGAGUGUCAUGUGACACGCACAGUGGGGAGCUGUACUGGGAGGGGCCGUAGGCUCCCACAGUGCACUGCAGCUGGCCAGUCCUGCUCUCCAUUAGGGCUGAUUUAUACUGCCCCGCGGAGUAGCCAAUCAACGCUAAGCUCCUGAAUUCAGGAAGUGUGCGUUGGAGCGUUCUAGCCUGAGGAGAGAGUGUGUUAAUUAUGCAGUAAUGACUGCCAGCCGUUCAGAGAGUCAUAAAGACCUGACACAGAGCUUGUCUCCGUGCACGACGGGCCGUCCUGCAUUAAAUCCGACAAUUGGCUGCUUCCUGGCCGAGCUACACUACAGAUAAGUGCACUGGGCCCAGGCUGCCCCUGUCUUUACCCGUAUGGUGUUGGGCUCAGUAAUGAAGCUGCACGCGCGGUGCUGCGUUUUUUUUCUCCACACGAAGGGCUGUGUGGUCCUCUCUGUGACGAGCGGUCUGAGUGGUGUAAAUCAGCCUUUGCUGUGCGGAGCAGUGGGGCUGAACAGAGGGAUGGUUGUCCGGUAGAAACCCCUGGAACACCUGGAGUCCUUUGCAGUGAGAGAGAAAAUAGAUCGAAAAUGUAUACUUUUACUAUAUAUGUUUACAUGUCAAUAAUAUGCAUAUCAGACUGUUAAGAUGUAUUUUGUGCUGUAUCUUUUUGACAAAAGUUGUACUUUGGACAUUCUUAUCUUGAUUUGUUUUUGUUUGCCUUUAUCUUGAUGUGUGUCGUGCUGUCUCACCUCGUCUCUUUCGACCAUCUGCAGUUCCUCCUCCUGGCCUACAGGAGGCGCUGCAGUGGAGUUUGGUUAUGGUUUCUCUGGCCUUAUUUAAACGGGGCUGGUUUGGCCUGUGCAUGUGGGCCUUUGUGGAGCUCAAACGCAGGCGCCUUUGUGAAUCUAAACCAGAUACUUAUCUGAGUAGGAGAGAAUCUUGGAUAAGUUUAACCUUUUUUUUACAUCAGUGCGGUUUGGUUCUUUGGUGGGUGAACCUCAUAGAUACCGACGCGUGAACAGUGUUUUCAUUGAGCUUUUUUCUUUUUUGUUUUCAGAAUCAUUCCACACGUGGCUCUGUUUUGCAAGCUGGCCAUGUUUUUAACCGACAGUAACGUUAAUGUGAAUGACGACAAGCCCCGCCCACCCCCCUCUAUUACCCAUUUACAGCAUUAGCCUAGGUAACGUUGGUAAUCCUUUAUUUUGAACCCGUUUGAGAAUUUAAAAAAAAAAAGAAAACAUUUGGCAUUUGACAUGCGUUCUCACGACUGGCAAUCGACAAAUCCACAAACUGUUCACGUCCCUAGUCCAUUUUACCUCAAAAUGUGGUUUUCCUAAAUAUCACACCAGUCAGGCAAACAAAAUGUCUCACCUACAGUUCUGGAGAAACAACUGCUUACUUUCAGUCUGGAGCUUUUACGCCGGCGCGCAAGAAAUUAUUUACAGAGAAACCAAUGGAUAAAACCCUGGGUGUUGAAAUACGGAAUCUGGAAAUAGCAGUUUCACAAGAAAAAUGAUGUUGUGACACUCGUUCCGGCCUGGUCUUGCCAGACAUGUUCACAUCAGCUCCAGUGGAACAGAUGGAGGCAACAGCGUGCUGUUCUGGCUAACUAAAUGGUAAACGGACUGCAUUUAUAUAGCGCUUUUAUUCAAAGCGCUUUACAGUUGAUGCCUCACAUUCACCAGGGCAAUUAGGGGGGUUAGGUGUCUUGUUCAGGGACACUUCGACACGCCCAGGGUAGGGGGAUCGAACCGGCAACCCUCCGACUGCCAAACAACCGCUCUUACCCUCCUGAGCUACGUCGCCCCCCCUAAGAGUGUAAAGUGUGCAGGGCACAAGUGUGCUUGUGAUUUGUGUUAUUGUUAGUAAUUGUUAGUAAUUUGUGCUAUUUGUCUGUAGGAAAGGUUUUAGCAUUAGACUAACAAGGUGUGGUGCAGUCCUGCAUUCUGGGGUUGCAGAUCCUCUACGAUGGUUUACAGCAGAAGCUUGUUUUUAUGAAACUGGCAUGGGCAUAACGAGAGAUUGUGUGUGUGUGUGUGUGUGUGUGUGUGUGCGCCUGUGUCGUGUUUGAGUGUGCCCAUGCGUGCGUUGUGUGUGAGAAUUGGAAUCGGAUUUAUUGGCCGAGUAAAUUUGCACAAAGAAAGAAUUUAACUCACAUUGGCUCACAUAGGUCAUACUAAACAAUACACGGCAUCUGCAGAAGGUGAGGAGCUUAGGAGUAACUAAGUGGGUGCCUACGUAUGUGUGUGAGGGUCUUGUGUUUGAGUGAGGUUGUGACUGUGUUGCGUUCGAGUGAACGCCUAACGUGUGUCGUGCGUGAGUGAGUGAGUGCGUAUCGUCUCCUUGUGCGUUGAAGGUGAAACUGUCUUUUGUUAUUUAUUCUUGUAUUUAUUGGCUGGCUGGGCAGCUCCCAUGAGCCUCUGCUUCACGCGGUCAGAGGUCCAUGUUCGGCUCCUCCGGUCUCUGUUUACAUGUGCCUGACCCAGAGAGGCGGGAGCCGGGAGCAGGUGCGUUUUGGCUGUGUAAGGACACCUUGUGGUGAAUGGUGUGUGUGCACACACUUGGACGGACGGCUCUGGCGUGCCCAUUUCCUGCAUCACAUUACCCAUCCUGCAGUGGCAGUGGAGCGGUUUUUUUUAUUGUUUUUUUUUUUUUUCCAUUUAUUUGGGUCACAGCCUCUGGCUUCCGAUUGGGCAGCUGUCCGCUCGGGCCCAUUGGCUGUGGCCGGUGUGUGACGGGGCGUGGUCAUUUCCUGUCUUUUAGGUAUGGCCACUGAGCAUCACUACUCCCUGUCGUGGGUCAGAACAGGGAACGUCUGGCCGCGUCUGUUCCUCUGUGCGUACUGAUGUAAUAAACCAUUUCUGAGACUAA
Molecule: messenger RNA, 5097 nt
Organism: Anguilla rostrata (American eel)
Lineage: Eukaryota; Metazoa; Chordata; Actinopteri; Anguilliformes; Anguillidae
Product: autophagy-related protein 16-1-like
Exons: 18
Coding region: 146-2050 (634 amino acids)
Biological process (GO): negative stranded viral RNA replication; autophagosome assembly
Cellular component (GO): autophagosome membrane
Molecular function (GO): protein binding
Source: RefSeq, a predicted model, not a curated record